AUGUGUGUCGCUCCACCUCACUCCUGCAUCUACGAUGGUACAUGUCGGUUGGACUUCCUCGUAAAAAGGACUGCGUUCAGCCAGCGUCUAAUUUCCAAGCAAAGUCUUCAAACUAACUUUUCGUUGAGUCCGCAUCGAUUAUGGGACUACAACUUCUCCGUAGAAACAUUGCGACCGCCGAAGGGCCGACUUAAAAUCAAUCUCACUCGUCGGCGUCCGGGCUACGCAGCCUCCCAUUCAUUGCCACCUCCACGUUGGCUACACAACCCCAACAAACGCUUUCGAUAG
Molecule: messenger RNA, 288 nt
Organism: Protopolystoma xenopodis
Lineage: Eukaryota; Metazoa; Platyhelminthes; Monogenea; Polystomatidea; Polystomatidae
Source: the annotation of a GenBank genome assembly